Messenger RNA from Anthonomus grandis grandis, 3444 nucleotides. It is a transcript of the gene stmA, whose product is annotated as protein EFR3 homolog cmp44E. The record is from RefSeq and is a predicted model, not a curated record. Gene Ontology annotation, biological process: protein localization to plasma membrane. Gene Ontology annotation, cellular component: plasma membrane. NCBI's taxonomy places the organism in Eukaryota, Metazoa, Arthropoda, Insecta, Coleoptera, Curculionidae. Bases 398 to 2905 code for a protein of 835 amino acids. The transcript has 14 exons.
GUGACAAUAACGUUGUCGUAGUUUUUUUUUAAUAACGUUUGUUUUGUUGCCAAUCAUAUAACUAAUGCUUGUUCUAUAAUAAUAGUGGCUUUAGAUGGAGAAUUAAUUUUUUUGGCACUAAUUAAGUUACAUAUUUUUUGUGACGUGUAAUUGUCGUGCUAACAUAGAUUUAAUUGUAAUUUAUACUUGUCGACGGUUGAAUUAAAAAAACGAAAGUUGGUUACGAGGACCUUGACCAAUAAUCUAUAAUUAAAUUUGUUAACUAUAAUAAAUUAUUCACUUAAAAGGUCUCGUGCAGUAUAUAGGAUACAAAAUUUAAUUCGAUUAUGGUGCUUCCUGAUUUUUAGUAAAAUCUCGUUUUUAUUUAAAUUACGAAAAAGGACUUGACUUUGAGGCAAUGGCUAUGCUAAAGUGUUGUUUCGAUCCUUCAGAAGUGGCUGAGCUAUUUGAUACUUUGUAUCAGAACUGUAGUGAAUCGAAAUGUUGUUGCGGUUGUUGCAGCGCUUUUAGACCUAGGUAUAAAAGAUUGGUUGAUAGCAUAUUCCCUGUUUACCCUCAAGAUGGACUCGUUAAAAGCAAUAUGGAAAAACUCACUUUUUAUUCCCUCAGUUCUCCAGAAAAAUUGGACAGGAUUGGAGAAUAUUUAUAUCAGAGGGCUGCAAGGGAUAUUUACAGGAAGAAAUAUGGGUUUGUGGUUAUUGCAAUGGAAGCAAUGGACCAGCUUUUACUCGCAUGCCAUGCCCAAACCCUUAACCUGUUUGUUGAAAGCUUUUUGAAGAUGGUUCAAAAGCUAUUAGAGUCAACAGAACCAAAUUUGCAAAUUCUUGCAACACAAUCUUUUGUAAAGUUUGCGAACAUUGAAGAAGAUACGCCAUCCUACCACAGACGUUACGACUUUUUUGUCAGUAAAUUUUCAGCAAUGUGUCAUAGUGGGGAUAGUAAAGAAAUAAGGGAUAAAAUUCGAAUAGCAGGAAUAAAAGGGCUGCAAGCGGUCGUCAGAAAAACGGUGUCAGAUGAUUUGGUUGAAAAUAUUUGGGAACCUGUUCAUAUGGAUAAAAUUGUACCCAGUUUAUUGUUUAACAUGCAGGUAGUAAAUUACAGUUUUACAUUUUCAUGUUUUUCACUAAAACAUUUUCAGGAUUCCAGUUUUCAUAAAGAUUCUCCUAACGGAGAUAUUGUGGCAGAAGAUGCUGUGGAUCCACCUAUGCUAGCAGAAACUUGUCUGAGAGAAUUGGUGGGUAGAGCAUCUUUUGGGCACAUAAGAGCAGUAUUAAAGCCCGUUUUAAGACAUUUCGAUCUUCAUAAGCUAUGGGUACCAAAUGAGUUUGCUAUCCAUACUUUUAGGAUUAUAAUGUUUUCAAUACAGGCUCAAUAUUCAUAUACUGUAGUGGAAACACUUAUGGCUCAUUUAGACGAGAAUGCGAAGUCUAGUCCCACCAUAAGAACCAGUAUUGCUGAGGUUUUGUCUAAAAUUAUUGCGAUUGCGGCUGGUGAAAGUGUCGGCCCGUCUGUUCUUGAGAUAAUAAAUUCCCUGCUAAAUCACUUAAGAGAUUCGGUGAGGAAUGGCACUAGUCAAUCAGAAGAAAAGCAGUACCAGGACGCCCUGAUAAAUGCUUUGGGCGAAUUCGCGAAUCAUCUUCCCGAUUAUCAGAAGAUCGAAAUAAUGAUGUUUAUUAUGAGCAAGAUACCGUUCCCUCUCGUAGAUAACCAGACACCCGCUGAUAAUAUGUUGCAGAGUAUUUUAUUAAAGAGUUUGUUGAAGGUUGGUACCAAAUACCAAACGAUUCAUUUCAACACGACUUUCCCGGUGUCCUUCCUGGAACCACUUCUUCGGAUGUCUCUGGCUCCUGAUCCAGAAAUGAGGCUAUUGGUCCAGAAAAUAUUACACACCUUAAUGGAUAGACAUGGAAAUUUGGAAAAAUUAAGCAAACCAGCUUUAAAUAUUUCGGAAUUGGACCUAAACAUCGAAAAGUGCUCACGUCCAGAUUUAAUCUUUAUUAACAAGCACGGGCCUUUGAUUUAUGACGCCCUGUAUACCAGUCUUCAAAUGGACUCGAAUACACCUGAAAAUAUUGAAGCUGUAUACACAACUUUAGCAUUAUUAUGUGUGGAACUGGCUAGUACGGAGACGGUAAUUGAUUUAUUGCAGCUAUUACUCGGAAUUCAAAAUUUGGCGCUUACAUCUGUCAACCUAUCCAACGCGCAAAAAUUCAACCUUCACGCCCUGGUUGUCAGUCUGUUGGUGUUAAUUCCAGAUGUGGUUAAUAUACAACCUCUGAGUGACUAUGCUAGUCGGUUGGUGGAGGCUAGGAGGGAGGAGGCACCUCAUAUGUUGCCCGAUAUGAUGUCUCAUUAUCCGCAGGAUUGUGAGCCUCCUAAUAAAAUUCCACAUUUAUUGGUAGAUCAGAUGGCUGUGUGUGAUUAUCUUAAAGUGUCCGGCAUCGAUCCUUCGCGGUUGACGCAGACGUCUCCUUAUGGUGCUGGUGGUCCAGGAAUAAUUUCAUCGAGUCAGAGGCACAGUUGGAUGGAAACUGGACAAGGAAGCCUUAUGGAAAUUCCUUCAGUUCACGAGGUGGAUAGUGCUGCUAGUUCACCUGGUAUUACCCGGAAAUUGCCUGAAGAAGACUUAACCUUUGAAAGUAUGAAGAAAGUCUUAACUGAACCGCCAGAAAUUAGAAAAGAAGCAGAAGCAGAGAGGAGAAAACAGAUAAGCCAUACUUUUAGGACGGCUAGUUUUUCGGAGUUAGUAAGGAGAACUCAACCAAAACAUGAUAUUUUACAAAACAAACUCAAUGAAAUCUUCAAAUCGUUGAGCACAAAUGAAAAUACCAGUCCAACGGAAGAACCAAAGAAACAAGAAGUUCCAACGUACGAACAAAACUUCCCAGAGUUAUUUUAUUAUUAACUGGUUAAGGUUUAAGGUCUUACAGCUUUAACAAACUUGAAUUUUCAGCCAUUGCUUCACUAACACUUUUAAUGAAAUUUAAUCUUGGCAAGACAAAAAUGCAAAUUAAAUUAUCAAGUUAAAGGUCACUAUUCAACUUAAAAUUUAUCUUUAUAUAUUAUGGGACGACAUUAAAUUAUUGCCAUGCAUUUAACGAUUGAAUUGUAAUUUAAAAAAUUCAUUUUUCUUCCCUCGAAAUUAAGCCAUACAAAAUCUAGGUUCCUAGCAAUAACUAAUGUCGUCUAUAAAACUGCAUGCAUUUCCUGAAUUAGUAUUAUUUUAGUCUUGUUCAAUCAUGUUUUUAUGUCGAAGCAAUUCCUAUUGUGAUAUUUUAAAGCUUAGGUUUCUUGUAUUAUUUUUUUAACAUAAGUUGUGGUGUUUUUUAUUGUUACUAAUAGGUUAUAGUAGUUUAAAGAAAUUUAGAUCUAACAGUGGUUACAGAAUAUUAUAAAAGUUUCAAAGUUUAUUCCAUUUGACAACAAUAAAAUUGUUGGAAAGUA